GGGGGUGGCCCUGGGGGCGAAGCGGGCGCCCAUCCCGGACGACCUGCGCGACGUGAUAGACGAGGAGGAGGACGACGAGUGGCGCCAAUAUCGCGUUCCCUCGUCGCGGGGCCCGGGCCGUGGCGACGGCCCGCCGCCUGACCUUUCACGGAUGGAUCCGGCCGCCCUCCAGGCCGAGCUCCUCCGCGGGCAAACCGGCCCGUCGUUCGGCUUCGUGAAGCUCCGCCCCGGCACCACCCGCUCACGGGAGCAUGUGGUGGGGAUCGCGAGGAGGUGGAGCAAUGUGCUGCGGACGGGAUCGGUGGACGCCAGAUUCACGGCGGUUAAUUUCGUAACGCUCAUGUUCACCAUGGAGAGAGGGCGAGACAUUCUAGAGCUGAAGGAGUUUGUCCUGAGUCAGGCUGAGGCCUACGAGUUGAGGAUCGGCGAUCAAGUUUUCCGCAGGCCUGGAGACCCACCCUUGGACCAAGUUCUCCGUAAGCCACGGAAGAAGAAGCGCCGCAAGUCUAGAGACGAGCUGUAGAUUCAUUUGCUAAUCUUGUUCUACAUCUCAUGUUCGUUCGUUCGUUCUUUCUCUUUCGUCUACUUCAGUUUUGCUCUCAUAGCAGUUUUUACCUUGCGCUGUGUGUCAGAAUCACAGGGAGUAGUGGUCCUCCUUGCCUAAUGGUCUGUAUUCUUUUUUUUCUUCUUCUUUUGAAAGCAGAGAACUUCCAUUUUAUUAUAAAUUUAUGCAGGGGGGGAAGAGUUAAUAAGGCCUAGGCCAAAAUGUUAAAGAAAAACAAGUGUACGCGCAUCAGGCGCGCGGAAAGACAGUAAUUGCCAAACGUGUUGCCUCCUGCUACGC
Messenger RNA from Zea mays, 844 nucleotides. RefSeq lists its product as uncharacterized. The record is from RefSeq and is marked validated. Bases 152 to 523 code for a protein of 123 amino acids. The transcript has 3 exons. Lineage: Eukaryota; Viridiplantae; Streptophyta; Magnoliopsida; Poales; Poaceae.